Messenger RNA from Adineta steineri, 933 nucleotides. NCBI's taxonomy places the organism in Eukaryota, Metazoa, Rotifera, Eurotatoria, Adinetida, Adinetidae. The record is from the annotation of a GenBank genome assembly.
AUGAAUUAUCCUAAAGGAAUCUAUCCAAAUGAUCCUAUUCUAAUUGCAUCACCAUAUCCAUUUAAUACAUCAAAGUUAUCACAUAUCGAAUGUUUUAGUAAUGAUCAAGGUAUUAUUCUUUCAUUGACAAUCAUUGCUAGAAUGUUAGAUAAAAAUAUAUCGUCAUUACAAUAUACAAAAGAUAAUAUAAUAAGAAAUGGAAGUAUUACUUUAAUAAUUCCUACACCAUUUAAUUAUUCGGAAUUAUAUUCAAAAAUUGAAUGUCGUUCAAAAUAUCAUUAUGGUGUACAAAAAUUUAGUGAACUCGAUAUAUUUUCUGUAGUUGAAAUACGUCAAAAUGAAUUUCUUUCUAUAAGUACUUAUACAAAUCAAAAAGUAACAAUUCAUUGUCUAACAUAUGGAACAAAUGUUUUUAUUUCUUGGGAUUUUAAUUAUGAUUUAUCAAAUGAUAUAUUUCGUUCUUUACCUAUUGGUAUUCGUAUAGAUCAUAAAUUUACUCUUAAUGAUACGUUAAUUAUUGAUCAUGUUUCGUAUUCUGAUCAUCAUGGUUAUUAUCGAUGUUAUGCUACAAAUAAAUUAUUUAAUAUAACUUAUGAAGAUACAAGUAUAAUUUAUUUAAAUGUUAAAAAAAGUUCUAUAUGGAUACCAAUUGUAAUUAUAUGUAUAGUAAUUGGAAUAUGUAUUUUAUUACUGAUUUUAUGUUCGAAAUAUUGUCAAACAAGAAAACAAAAUAAUCAAAAAACUUCUGAACAAGUUAUAGAAAAUAUUCAUACUCCUUCUUAUUCUGAUAAUUCAGCUCAAUCACAAGGAUCAUUAUUAUCUAGUCCGAAUAUAUCAUCUCAAUUUAUUCUUGAUAAUCCAUUUCUUGAUCCAAAUGUUCAACCGAUCUUAUUAAAUAAAAAAUAUAUUAAUAAACUGCAAGAAUUUUUAUAA